AUGGUAGAUGGCAACAUCCAUGUUACCCCUAUCAAGUAUGCAAGUGACUGGCCGCGCUGUUACAAAUCCGACUUGAUCGAUGAUCCCAGGCCAAGCCAGGCUGCAUUUGCACAGCUCUUCUACACCAUCGACGUGGCCGAGGGUCCCUACACACCAGCGACACUCACCUUCUGGGUCAAAGUCUUCCAGGAGUAUCCGCUGCCGGGCUCCAUCAGCGUCCGCUGCACCAAACGGAUCUUCCAUCCCAGCAUCGAUCCUCGAACUGGUGCCACGGCGCUACCAGGCUACGAUGCUGAGGUCGGAGACGUGACGCAGGAGGUUCGCUUGGCGUCCUUGCUGGCGUCACUGACGCAGAUGGCCGUAGACCUGGAACACAAGCUGUAG
Messenger RNA from Symbiodinium natans, 384 nucleotides. Lineage: Eukaryota; Dinophyceae; Suessiales; Symbiodiniaceae. The record is from the annotation of a GenBank genome assembly.